AUGAUUUUACAGUUAAUUAUUGUUUCAUUGCAAUUGUGUGCCAUCAAAAAUUCACACUCUUUGGAGAAUAGCUUCUUCACGCAAUCAGACACAUAUCCAGGUUUUGUCACGCGAAUCAAUCAGAGAGCUUUGGAUUUAUUGGCUGAUUAUUUAAAAGAACGCGUCAAUAGGUUCAUGCAUCAUGGCAAAACUAUUUUCAAUUUUUCUGCACCACUUACAAACGAGGUAACAUUUAGUCUCUUAUCAACGAAAGUUAUUGGUCAUGAUUCGAAAAUAUUCCAAUCACGAUUGUUCGUUGUCCCUGAGCAGGGUAUCAUUUGGAUGGGCUCUUAUUUGAACCUUUCAAUUGAUAUAGCUUUCAAAGUUACCACUCCUGCUGGUGAUGUUUAUGGAUCCGCGAUACUUCAAAUUGACAGCGCAAAAGUGAAAUCGUUUUUUGUGGCAAUUAUCAAUCAUAAUGGCCAUCUUCGGACCGAUCUACAAAAAUGUUCAUUCUUACCAGGCAGUGUUGUGAUGAAUCUCAGUGCUACAGAUCCUUUACUUUUGGUCAAUUAUUAUCCUCAGAUUGAUCGUUUCAUCAAAGAAAGAAUCGAAUUGAUAAUAUGUUCAAGUUUCAAUAUUGAACUUGUGCCAAUUAUUUCAAAUCGUCUUAUGAACACUCCGAUGAGUGCAAAGUUGUUUAGUCACUAUUACCUGAAUUAUGGCUUCAUUAGUCAAAUACAAUAUUUACCCAAUGCAAUUGAACUGAAGCAUCGAGGCAAUGUAUUCAGUAUUGUAAAACAGGGUCUUAAUAGGCUCAACGAUUUCCGAUUACCCUUUCCAUCAGCACCACUAACAGUGGAUACUCCGGAUGAGUCGGAAAAUCAGGCAAUGCUUGAAUUUACAAUGUCCAAUUAUACACUGGCCAGCUUACUUUAUUGGAUGGAUCAAUACCAGAAUUUUAAUUAUGAAAUAAGUGAACAAAGCAUGAAAAAUACACUUUUGGAAGGUUAUUUAAGGACCAAAUGUGGCACUGAGGAUGUUUGUGCUGGUACUUUGUUUCCCGCUUUAAGUGAUCGUUAUCCGAAUGGUAUGGUGCAAAUUAAAUCACAUACAACCACUUAUCCGAGAGUUCACUUUGAACAGAAUAAAGGAAUAAUUGUGAUUUGGAGUCAAGUGGAUGCAUUUGUGCAACAAGGUGAGCGUACGCAUCAUUUCAUGACAUCUGGUAUGAUGGCCGAAUUGAAAAUAGAGAGAAGCAAUUUCCAAAACUAUUCUUUAACAUCGGAUAUGCGUGUCGAUAAAUUUAGAAUUUUCGAUGUGAUAAGUUUAGUCGAUGGCAUUGAUGAAACUAGUCUGGAAUUCCUCGUCAGCGCUCUUAAUGAAUUAUUAAUUGCCAGUGAUGUUGCAAGGAAACUUAGUGACGGUAUAAAAAUGCCAAUUUUGUUUGAUUUUGCUCAAAAAUCAACAAAUAUUAUAUUUGAAAAGGAUCGGAUAAGGAUAGCGAUCGAUUUUUGUCUCGAACAGAUUUGUUCUGAGAGUUCGAUUGCAGAAAGCAAUGAUUUUGAUUAUUACGAUAGUAUCAACUCAGCAAACUCAACAGCGGAGUUAUUGCAAUAG
Molecule: messenger RNA, 1599 nt
Organism: Cercopithifilaria johnstoni
Lineage: Eukaryota; Metazoa; Nematoda; Chromadorea; Rhabditida; Onchocercidae
Source: the annotation of a GenBank genome assembly